Solanum verrucosum is the source of this 2311-nucleotide messenger RNA. Its product is annotated as putative pentatricopeptide repeat-containing protein At3g23330. Bases 64 to 2280 code for a protein of 738 amino acids. The transcript has a single exon. Gene Ontology annotation, molecular function: protein binding; zinc ion binding; RNA binding. Lineage: Eukaryota; Viridiplantae; Streptophyta; Magnoliopsida; Solanales; Solanaceae. Gene Ontology annotation, biological process: RNA modification. The record is from RefSeq and is a predicted model, not a curated record.
UUCUGAAAUAAUCUUUCUGAUGAGCUUUUCAACGAAGUAAUUGACGAUCCCAUUGAGCCAAAAAUGGAAUCUUCCAGUGAAAAUCUUGUCAAAACUCUUUUAAGGAACCCAUCUUCCAUCAAAACAAAGUCACAAGCUAAGCAACUCCAUGCCCAAAUAGUGAAAACAAGAGGGUCAAGGUCUGUUUCACUUGCCACCAUCAUUCUUGGCAUUUACUCUGACCUUAACCUUCUUAAAGAAUCUUUAGAAGUUUUCAACAACUUUCGUUAUGUACCCACUAAAGCUUGGAAGUCUGUUGUCAGGUGUUACUCUUGUAAUGGUCAUUUUCGUGAUUCUUUAGCUUGUUUUGUUGAAAUGAGGGGUUGGGGAAAGUUGCCAGGUAGUGAUGUUUUCCCUUCUGUUGUAAGAGCAUGUACCCAUUUGAAGGAAUUGAGGGUUGGUGAGUCUGUUCAUGGUUGUGUUAUCAGGUUUGGUAUGGAAUCUGAUCUUUAUACUGGGAAUGCACUCAUGAAUAUGUAUGCAAAAUUGCAGGUUUUGUCGCAUGACUAUCAUGUGUUUGAUGAAAUUCCCCAGUCAGAUCACGUUUAUAGUCGCAGAAGCAGUUUGACUCAAGAUUCUGAGAUUGGAAUUCUGAGAAAUGAGUUGAUAAGAAGUGAAAAAAGUCAUUUUGAGUCUUUAAGUGGACGGAGAGUGAAAAAUGCUACAGGAUUAGAUAGUGUGAGUAAGAUUUUUCAAAUGAUGCCGGAUAAAGAUGUUGUUUCGUGGAAUACUGUGAUUGGUGGAAAUGUACAAAGUGGGUUGUAUGAAGAAGCUCUGGAAAGGUUAAGGGAGAUGAGCAAUGCCUAUUUGAAGCCCGACUGUUUCACUUUGUCAAGUGUCCUUCCUGUCUUUGCGAGGCAUGUAGAUGUCUUAAAGGGAAAAGAGAUUCAUGGUUAUGCAAUUAGACACGGGUUUGACAAAGAUGAGUUUAUUGGGAGUAGUUUAAUUGAUAUGUAUGCAACUUGUACCAGGGUUGAGGAUUCUUAUAGGGUGUUUAAUUUAUUAUCAGAAAAGGAUGACGUUUCAUGGAACUCAAUAAUAGCAGGAUGUGUGCAAAAUGGUACUUUUGAUGAAGGGCUGGGACUGUUUAGGCAGAUGUUAGCAGCUAAUGUCAAGCCUGUGGAAGUUUCUUUCUCAGCUAUACUGCCUGCCUGUGCUCAUUUGACAACACUACAUCUGGGGAAACAGCUCCAUGCAUACAUAAUAAGAGUGGGGUUUGCUCAAAACAUGUAUAUAGCUAGCUCACUUGUGGACAUGUAUGCCAAAUGUGGGAAGAUAAUGACUGCUAGAUGUAUUUUUGAUAGGAUGGAGAUACACGAUUCAGUUUCAUGGACGGCCAUAAUCAUGGGGUAUGCAUUGAAUGGUCAUGCCCGCGAGGCCACUAUUCUUUUUGAAAAUAUGCAACAUGAUAAGAUAAAGCCCAAUGCUGUGGCUUAUCUAGCUAUUUUAACUGCUUGCAGCCAUGCUGGUUUGGUUGAUGAAGGUUGGAAUUAUUUUACAAGUAUGAGCAGAUAUGGUGUUUCUCCUGACCUCGAGCACUAUGCUUCUAUUGCAGAUCUUCUUGGUCGCGCUGGAAGAUUAAUGGAAGCUUAUAAAUUUAUCAAUGACAUGCCUAUAAAGCCCACCGGGAGUAUUUGGGCUACGCUGCUAUCAGCUUGCCGAGUUCACAAAAAUGUUGAACUGGCUGAAAAAGUUGCCAAAGAAAUGACUACAGCUGAUCCUGGGAACAUGGGACCUUAUCUGCUCUUGUCAAAUAUGUAUUCAGCAGCUGGGAGAUGGAACGAUGCAUCAAAAUUAAGAACUAAUAUGAAGAUGAAAGGAAUGAAAAAACCACCAGCUUGCAGCUGGAUAGAAGUUAGGAACCAGGUGCAUGCUUUUGUCUCGGGAGACAUAUCUCACCCAUGUUAUGAUCAGAUACAUGUAGCACUAAGAGAUCUUUAUGAACGCUUGAAACAAGAAGGUUACGUUCCUCAGAUUAGUGAGGCACUACAUGAUGUUGAUGAGGAGCAAAAGAGUGAUUUGCUGUAUACUCAUAGUGAACGGCUUGCGAUAGCUUUCGGCAUUAUUAGUACACCUGCUGGGACAACCAUUCGCAUAAUUAAGAAUCUCCGUGUAUGCGUAGACUGUCACACAGCCAUAAAGUUCAUAUCCAAAAUUCUGGGGAGAGAUAUAAUUGUUAGAGAUAAUAGUCGAUUUCACCUUUUCAAAGAUGGGAAUUGUUCAUGUGGAGACUACUGGUGAUGGUAACUAUGGAUUUGUAUCCAUAAUGUAG